GAAGAGUUGGAAGAUGAUCCACCAAUCCAUGGAACAAGAUUGCUCUCCGAUAUCUAUCAGAGAUGCAAUGUGGCCAUUUGUGAACCUGCAGGGUAUGAAGAAGUUAUUAAAGACCAGAACUGGAAGUAGGCAAUGGAAGAGGAGUUGUCAAUGAUAAGAAAAAACAAGACUUGGGAGCUUGUUGACAAACCGAAGGAUAGAAAGGUUAUUGGAGUAAAGUGAGUGUUCAGAACCAAGUUAAAUGCAGAUGGUUCAAUCAACAAGUACAAGGCUAGACUUGUAGUUAAGGGGUAUGCACAGAUUUUUGGUGUUGAUUAUUCAGACACCUUUGCACCUGUGGCUAGAUUGGACACCAUAAGACUCUUGUUAGCAAUUGUAGCUCAAAAGGGUUGGAAGGUGUUUCAACUAGAUGUAAAAUCUGCAUUCUUGAAUGGUAUUUUGCAGGAGGAGAUCUAUGUUGAAUAGCCCGAGGGAUUCGUGGAAAAAGGUGAAGAGGAGAAGGUCUACUUGCUCAAGAAGGCUCUAUACGGCUUGAAACAAGCACCUAGAGCAUGGUAUAGCAAAAUAGAUGAGCAUCUCUCAAGCCUCGGAUUCGAAAAAAGCAUGUCAGAGGCUACUCUUUAUAUGAAACAUAAGGGAGAUGAUCUGCUCAUAGUCUCUCUUUAUGUUGAUGAUCUCUUAAUCACAAGUGGUAAUGCCAAGCUUGUUGAAGAGUUCAAAAGAGAAAUGAUGCAGAUAUUUGAAAUGACAGACCUUGGAGUAAUGACAUACUUUUUGGGAAUGGAGAUUAAGCAGUUGGAAGAUGAAGUUUUCAUCUGUCAAAAGAAGUAUGCCAAGGAAAUUCUCAAGAAGUUUCAUAUGGAGGAUUGCAAGGCAAUGGCCACUCCAAUGAAUCAAAAGGAGAGCUUGAGCAAAGAGGACGGGACUGACAGAGUUGAAGAGGAUUACUUUCGAAGUCUGAUUGGUUGUCUAAUGUACCUCACAACAUCAAGACCAGACAUUUUAUUUUCUGAAUUUUCUCAUGGUGCUCUAAGAAGCAGGAAGUUGUAGCACAGUCCACAACAGAAGCUGAGUUCAUAGCAGCCAUAGUAGCAGUUAAUUAGGCAAUUUGGCUAAGAAAAAUUUUAUGUGAUUUGCACUUGAAGCAGUGGAACAACACGAAAAUUCUUGUUGAUAAUCAGGCAGCAAUUGCAAUUUCUCACAAUCCAGUCUUUCAUGG
Rhodamnia argentea is the source of this 1219-nucleotide messenger RNA. RefSeq lists its product as uncharacterized. The coding region runs from base 604 to 1050 and encodes 148 amino acids. Lineage: Eukaryota; Viridiplantae; Streptophyta; Magnoliopsida; Myrtales; Myrtaceae. The record is from RefSeq and is a predicted model, not a curated record. The transcript has 2 exons.